UCCAGUCACCGCACUCCACCCACUCGCUCUCUCUACACACACACACACACACAAACACUCGCAGAACUCCUUCUAAAUGUCAGUCAAACUCGCAGCAUCUAAUCCCUGGGAUUUGCAAAACACUCAUAUGCACAGACCAUAAAUACCCCCUGGCCAGAGCAAGUCUAAACUUUGACCCAGAGUUUUGGAGAAGAGCGCAACAAAAGAACAAGCAAACGUAUCAAGAAGGCUUUGUUUUUUUUUUGAUAAGAACCUGCAGGAAUCGGUCUGUGCCAUCGCGACAUUGUGGGGCGAUUCGCUUUCCCACUUUCAGGAUGAUCCUUGGGGUUUCUGGUUGGAUGAUGCUGUGCCUUUUAGAACUAGUUUCUGCUGCCGACCAGGGCUGUCCCAGUAAGCAGCAGGUGCUGAGUGCGAUACGGCAGAUGCAGAAGCUGCUGUCCACGCAGGAAACCCAGUACACACAGGGUAUUCGCACGAUGAAGAGGAAGCUUAGCCUGUUGCAGAACACAAUGAACAAACAGGUUGCCAAGCACAACGAAACCUGUCCCAGGCUCAAUGCGCCAAGCAAUGGGAAGAAAUUUGGGAGCAGGUACCUAUUGGGCCACGAGGUGCACUAUGCCUGUGAUCCUGGGUUUGUGCUGGUCGGCUCGAACACCAGGGUGUGUCUUAAGUACAGGAGCUGGAGCGGACAGUCGCCUUUCUGUAAAAAUAUAAAUGAGUGUGCCAGUAAUCCUUGUCUCAAUGGUGGGACGUGCGUGGAUGAUGUAAACCGCUUUGCCUGUCUCUGCCGUACAGGCUGGGCUGGUUUAGACUGCCGCCUUGCCUUAGACUCACAGCGGACAAUGGUGCAGAGUGAUCCAUCCUACAGCCGCCAACCACGGUGCGCGGACAUCCAGGGAUCCCAACACUGCAGCUGCGAGACCGGCUUCCAGCUGAAUGCGGUGGACCUGAGGCAGUGUCAUGAUGUAGAUGAGUGUGAGAUGUUUCAUACUGGCAGAUUGGCUCGUCUUUGUGUACAUGCCUGUGUGAACACACCAGGUUCCUAUACUUGUACCUGCCCAUCUGGAUAUAACAUCCUGGAGGAUUCUCGGAGCUGUGAAGAUAUUAAUGAGUGUUUGAGCAAUCACCAUAACUGUACUAGAGAAGAGAUUUGCAUUAAUAUACACGGUGGCUUCCACUGUGUUCACCCGGAGUGCCCAAAAUCUCGGCAUAAUGCGAGCUACGUAAAAACAUCACAAUUUAAAUGUGAGAGAAACCCAUGUCUGGUGGACAGCAAGUCGUGUGCAAAUGCCGCCUACUCCAUUACCUUCCAUUACCUCACCCUGACCUCGAACCUGCGAGCCCCUAGGGCUCUGUUCCGGAUGACAAGCAGCCGAUUCACGGGGGACACCAUGCGCUUCAGCAUCGUGGGCGGCGUCGGGCAGAACCAUUUUUCCAUCCAGAGGUCGGAAAGGCAGACAGGGGAGCUGGUGCUGGUGCAUCCCAUCCAAGGCCCUGCAACCUUGGAGGUUGAAAUGGAAAUGACGGAACUCCAUGGGAAAACUGUCCUGACCAAACACAUCUCCAAGGUCGUUAUUUUUGUCUCACAGUACAACUUCUAGGUGAACUCCACAUUCCGGCAUGACCCCCCCCCCCCUUCCGUGUUUUUAAAGGAGAACCGAGAUAAAUCAAGCGUAUAACCAUUAGAGAGUUUAAAAAUGCUUAAAGUAUUCAGAAUAAUAUCAAGCUACACUAUAAUGGGCGUGCAUGCAGCUGCCAUGCCAGAAUGAAGGAGAACCUCAGAGGAACAAGGCUGAAGAGCUGGAUGAUGGGAAGAGUUGCAUUGGUAUUUAAAUUGCAAGAGGCCUACAAUAUCCUAAGCCCUUGUAUGUGCUUGGUCAGGCAAGUUCCUUACACCAAAGUUUUCAGAAGACCCUUUCCACCUUUCGUUGGCAAUAGUCUUGUAUGGUGUUAUGGGUAGAGUGGGUCAUACUAUUCAAACAUUUGAAGUGAUAAUGGAACAAUUCAUUAGUGGACAUCUAUUUUGUCCCAUCUCCUUGUACCAUAAGAAGGUGUGGGGGAAUGGAAGAAGAUGGAGGAGGGUCAGUGGGUAUCCAUAUAUCUGUGAGUCCAGUUAUUGGCAGUAUUGGCAGUAUUGUUUCAGGAACACUCUGUGAAUUUUUUAUAUUAUCUGUUCCUUCCAAA
Messenger RNA from Amblyraja radiata (thorny skate), 2184 nucleotides. Its product is annotated as fibulin-7-like. Bases 315 to 1601 code for a protein of 428 amino acids. The transcript is spliced from 8 exons. The record is from RefSeq and is a predicted model, not a curated record. NCBI's taxonomy places the organism in Eukaryota, Metazoa, Chordata, Chondrichthyes, Rajiformes, Rajidae. Gene Ontology annotation, molecular function: calcium ion binding.